This is a messenger RNA of Sorex fumeus (smoky shrew), 984 nucleotides long. RefSeq names its product vomeronasal type-1 receptor 4-like. The record is from RefSeq and is a predicted model, not a curated record. Gene Ontology annotation, cellular component: membrane. NCBI's taxonomy places the organism in Eukaryota, Metazoa, Chordata, Mammalia, Eulipotyphla, Soricidae. Gene Ontology annotation, molecular function: pheromone receptor activity. The transcript has a single exon. Bases 1 to 984 code for a protein of 327 amino acids. Gene Ontology annotation, biological process: G protein-coupled receptor signaling pathway.
AUGAGCCUUCCAGCCUUGAGGAAUGCGUGCUGCCCUCUGCCUGGUGACAGUGAGCCCACGGAUAGAAUCCCCUUCAGGGAUGCGGGGGUAGGAGUCGUCAUGUUAUCACAGAUGCUCCUGGGAGCACUGGGGAACUUCUCUCUUCUCUGCCACUACCUUUCCCUUUACCACAGAGAAGGCAGGGUGAGGGCCACAGAUUUCAUUCUCCUGCACCUGACUGUUUCUAACACCUUGGCAAUUGUCUCAAGAGGGGUCCCCCAGACGAUGGCAGCUCUGGGACUGAAAUAUUUCUCCAGUGAUUUCGGCUGUGGCUUUCUUUUGUAUGUUGAGAGAGUGGGCAAGGGCGUGUCCAUUGGCACUACCUGCCUCUUGAGUGUUGUCCAGGCCAUUACCAUCAGCCCCAGGGACUCCUGCUGGAAAGAGCUGAAAGUCAAAGCUCCCCGAGAAGUCACUGGCUCUGUUUCCCUCUGCUGGAUCUUCUCCUUGUCUGUUAAUCUCACUUUUCCUAUGUACAAUUUCUAUGUAUCUGGAAAUUGGAGCAUGAAAAACACCACCAAAAAACGUGAUUUGGGCUACUGUUAUACUUACGAGAAUGAGAAAGUCUCAGGCUCCAUAUAUUCAGCAUUAAUUGUACUGCCUGAAGUAUUGCUCUCUGUGCUCAUGGUCUGGGCCAACGGCUCUAUGAUUUUCUUCCUGUAUAGGCACAAGCAAAGAGUCCAACACCUUCACAGGAAUACUGUUGCCUCCAGACCCUCAGCUGAGUCCAGAGCCACCCACAGAAUCCUGGUCCUGGUGAGCUCCUUCGUGUGUUUCCACACACUCUCCUCCUUAUUUCAUAUGUCUGUGGCUCUCCUGAUUGAUGAAACUGACUGGUUUCAGACUCUCGGAAGCAUCAUUUUUCUGUGUUUUCCUUCUUUAAGUCCCUUUCUGGUCAUGAGAUGGAACCCUGCUUCUAGUCAUUCACACCUAAUUUCUGUUAAGUGA